Molecule: messenger RNA, 1446 nt
Organism: Numida meleagris (helmeted guineafowl)
Lineage: Eukaryota; Metazoa; Chordata; Aves; Galliformes; Numididae
Gene: SOX2
Product: SRY-box 2
Exons: 1
Coding region: 493-1440 (315 amino acids)
Biological process (GO): anatomical structure morphogenesis; regulation of DNA-templated transcription; cell differentiation
Molecular function (GO): DNA-binding transcription factor activity, RNA polymerase II-specific; RNA polymerase II cis-regulatory region sequence-specific DNA binding
Source: RefSeq, a predicted model, not a curated record
AGACUUGUCCUCAGUGGCGGAGCCGCCGAGCGCUGAUUGGCCGGGGCGAACGCAUUUAUUCCCUGACAAGCCCCCAUCACAUGGAUGGUUGUCUAUUAACUUGUUCAAAAAAGUAUCAGGAGUUGUCAAGGCAGAGAGAGAGAGUGUGUGUGUUUGCAAAAGGGGGUAAAGUAGUUUGCUGGCUCUUUAAGACCGAGGUGGAGAGAGAGAGAGAGGGAGAGAGAGAGGGCGGCAGGCAGAGAAAAGGGAAAAAGGAGGAAGAAGUUUUUUAAAUCCGAGGCUCCGGCGGUAAUAAUAGCAGUUAUUAGCAUUAUUAAUCCAUCAGCGAAGAGGAAGAUUCUGAUCUCGAUCCAAGUGUGGUUUUGGGGAGUCCCCCUCCCCCCUUUCAUACCCCUCCCUAGGAAAAAAAAAAAAAAAAAAGUCCGGCUUGGGACUUCGCCGCCGCCGCUCCGCUUCUCCGCUCCAGGCUGGUUCCAGGCAAAAGUAGUUUGAAUGUACAACAUGAUGGAAACCGAGCUGAAACCUCCCGCCCCCCAGCAAACUUCGGGGGGAGGCACAGGCAACUCCAACUCGGCCGCCAACAACCAGAAGAACAGCCCGGACCGGGUCAAGCGCCCCAUGAACGCCUUCAUGGUGUGGUCCCGCGGGCAGCGGCGGAAAAUGGCCCAGGAGAACCCGAAGAUGCACAACUCGGAGAUCAGCAAGCGGCUCGGGGCCGAGUGGAAACUUUUAUCCGAGGCGGAGAAGAGACCCUUCAUUGACGAAGCCAAGCGGCUCCGAGCUCUGCACAUGAAGGAGCACCCGGAUUAUAAAUACCGACCCCGGAGGAAAACCAAGACCCUGAUGAAGAAGGAUAAGUACACGUUGCCAGGGGGCUUACUGGCGCCGGGCACCAAUACCAUGACGACCGGGGUAGGGGUUGGGGCCACCUUGGGAGCUGGGGUGAACCAGAGGAUGGACAGUUACGCGCACAUGAACGGCUGGACCAACGGAGGCUAUGGGAUGAUGCAAGAGCAGCUCGGCUACCCGCAGCACCCGGGCUUGAACGCGCACAACGCGGCGCAGAUGCAGCCCAUGCACCGCUACGACGUGAGCGCCCUGCAGUACAACUCCAUGACCAGCUCGCAGACGUACAUGAACGGAUCGCCUACCUACAGCAUGUCGUACUCCCAGCAAGGGACCCCGGGCAUGGCCCUGGGCUCCAUGGGCUCGGUGGUCAAGACGGAAUCCAGCUCCAGUCCCCCCGUAGUCACCUCCUCGUCUCAUUCGAGGGCUCCUUGCCAAGCUGGGGACCUUCGGGACAUGAUCAGCAUGUAUCUACCAGGUGCUGAAGUACCAGAACCAGCUGCCCCAAGCAGACUUCAUAUGUCCCAACACUACCAGAGUGCACCUGUUCCUGGCACAGCCAUUAAUGGCACACUCCCUCUAUCACAUAUGUAAGACAAA